CUUCUUCCAGCACAACCAUCGGUACUGGAGGGGUCACUACCGAAUCCGAGUACCCCUGGCUAAGCUUAUGGUGAAAACGUUUGUAUUGUAUCUACCCAAACGUAAAGGAAAGAAAAAAGAGAGAUGCUUGCUAUUCUCCCUCCAAACACUCUCCAAACUCGAAUAACGUCUCCGAAUCCCUCUCAAAGCCCUCCAAAACCCACCCCCACUCAAUACAAAAACCCAAAAAUCUCCACCAACCCAUUCCCAUGGAACACCAGAAUCCGCACCCACGUCGACAAGAAUCAACCAAAACAAGCCUUCCUUCUCUACAUCUCCAUGCUCGAAAACGCUGUCUCUCCUGACCUUUUCACCUUCCCUUUCCUUCUCAAGGCAUGUUCUUCCCUAAAUUCCUCGAAACAAGGCGAACAGAUUCACACCCAUGUCGUGAAAAACGGUACUGCAUUCGCCCAUGACGUUUUUAUCCAGAAUGCUCUGCUGUACAUGUAUUCCUGCUUUGGGUUAUUGGGCAUUGCACGGAAGGUAUUCGAUGGAAUGUCGCAGAGAACUUUGGUUUCUUGGAACUCGAUGAUUGCUGGGUAUUCGAAGUUUGACGGGCUUGGAUACGAUGCCUUGUUGGUUUUUGUUGAUAUGCUGCGUGAAGGGGUGGUGCCAGAUGGUUUUAGUUUUACCGUUUCGUGCAAGGCAUGCGGUUCGGUUUUGGCUGUUGAGGAAGGGAUUCAGAUUCAUAGCCAUGUGGUUAAGCUUGGGUUCGAAUCGGAUGUGUUGGUUCGGAAUGGUUUAAUUGAUAUGUAUGUCAAAUUUGACUUGGUGGAUGAUGCCCUUAGAGUGUUUGAUAGAAUGCCGGAACGGAAUUUGGUUUCUUGGAAUGCCUUGAUUGGUGGGUUGAUGAGGUUGGGCCAGUUAGAUAUGGCAGAGGCUCUGUUUAGGGAGAUGGACGUGAGAGAUGUAGUGUCAUGGAAUUCGAUGAUUUCAGGUUAUGUGCAGAACGGGCAGUGUGAUGAAGCCUUGGCCUUGUUUCAGCAAAUGCAGCUCGAGGGCAUAAAUCCAAAUGCAGUUACUGUGGUCAGUGCACUCUCUGCUUGCUCGAAUGCAGGUGCAUUGAGUUUAGGGAAAUGGGUUCAUUUGUACAGUGAGAAAAACUGCUUUAUUUCCAAUGAGUUUGUCAAUUCUAGUCUGGUAGUUAUGUAUGCAAGAUGUGGGGAUAUCGAGAAUGCAUGGCAAGUUUUUGAGAGGAUGCCAAAGAAGGAUAUCGUUUCAUGGGAUGUUAUGAUUGAAGGUCUUGCAAUGCAUGGGCAAGGAAAAGAAGCAUUGGAGCUGUUUGUGAAGAUGAGAAGGGCGGGAGUUAAACCCGAUGAGAUUACUCUCAUUGGCAUGUUAAACGCUUGCAGCCAUGCUGGUUUGGUAGAUGAAGGGUUGAUGUAUUUUAGAAGAAUGAGUCAUGAGUUUGGGAUCGAACCAAAUUUGGAACAUUAUGCUUGUGUGGUUGAUCUUCUUGGGCGUGUGGGCCGCGUAAAUGAAGCAUUGGAAAUAAUAAAGAGAAUGCCUAUAGCUCCUGAUGGUGUUGUUUGGGGAGCAUUGCUCAGCGCUUGCCGGACCCACAACAAUGCUCCGUUGGCAGAAUCUGUGGUGAAACAUAUCAUUGAAAUGGACCCCAUGAACUCUGGAAGCUACAUUCUUCUGUCGAAUAUUUAUGCAGCAAGAUGCCAAUGGGAAGAUGUUGCUAACGUUAGAAGUGUUAUGAAGCAUAAGGGGAUUGAGAAAGAACCUGGAUGUAGUUUAAUUGAGAUAGAGGGAUCUGUUAACGAGUUCCUAGCUGGUGAUUCUUCUCACCCUCAAUGUGAUCAGAUUUUUUGCAAGUUAGAUGAGUUAAUGGAGCGGAUUAAAGUGUUGGGUUAUGCCCCAGAUUUGGGGUCUGUGUUGCAUAAUCUGGCUGAAGAGGAGAAGGAGAGUGUUCUUUAUCACCAUAGCGAGAAAUUGGCUGUUGCCUUUGGGCUUAUUAACACUCCUUCAGGAAUGCCAAUCAGGGUAGUGAAGAAUCUACGCAUCUGUGGUGACUGUCAUUCUGCAAUUAAGCUUAUUGCAGAUAUUGAAGCAAGAGAGAUUAUUGUGAGAGAUCGGCAUCGGUUCCAUCGGUUUAAGGAUGGGGAAUGUUCGUGUGGGGACUAUUGGUGAGAUUGGCUUGUAACUGUAAGAGGUGUGCUGCGGAUUGGGACCAUUGAUCCAGUCAGCUACAAAGUGGAGGGACCAAAAACAGGAGUGAUUGGGUGAUCCUAACCAUCCACUGUUUGCUUGGUUUGUGUCGGUCAGUCAUUUUCAGACCACUGAAUGGAUGAUCGACACAGAUCAUGUUGAUCGUUCAGCAAUGGCCCACCUCACAACAGCCCACCAAAGCAACUAUUUUGAUCGUCAAAUGCAAGUUCCAUGUGUACAGGGAAACUUUUGCAGGCCUCCUCGUAAACUCUGCAAAGCAUUGCAUCAUAGUGGACACUUGACAACCUUGUAGAGAUAUGCUUUCAUCAAAAUGUUGGAUGCUUAUUGAAAGUUUUCAAAGUCAGGCUGUUGUUUUCCGACCUUCUUCGGCUUCUUACAUAACCUGCUUCUACGCACAGUUCUUCCUGAUGGAUAUUUAUCGACUCCUUGGAACGAAUGGUGGUCUGAGUUAAGAACCAUUCAUCCAUUUCAAUAUAGAGAGAGAGAUGGACUUGUCUACAAAUACAUGUUGGUUUUUCCUUUUAGCUAGAGAGAGAUCCAAUUGGUAGUGAUGAUGUUGGUUUUCUUAACAGUGUCUUCUCUGAGAGGAAUUAUGAAGCAUAUGAAAGUGUCAUCUUCUCACAAGGAAUUAUCAA
Magnolia sinica is the source of this 2849-nucleotide messenger RNA. Its product is annotated as pentatricopeptide repeat-containing protein At2g29760, chloroplastic-like. NCBI's taxonomy places the organism in Eukaryota, Viridiplantae, Streptophyta, Magnoliopsida, Magnoliales, Magnoliaceae. Gene Ontology annotation, molecular function: zinc ion binding; protein binding; RNA binding. Gene Ontology annotation, biological process: RNA modification. The transcript has a single exon. Bases 124 to 2175 code for a protein of 683 amino acids. The record is from RefSeq and is a predicted model, not a curated record.